AAAAUAUAACACCAAAAGUCUUUCCCACUCUCAACACUCCUUUAUGCUGCAUAUAUGUAUGACCCACAAGAAUAUCAUCAAAUUUGUUCACCCAAAUAAAGAAGAUUAAAUUGAAAAACUUGCAAAACCCCAAAACCGGUGAGAAAAUAGGAAACAUAUAUAUUACGUAAAUUAAUCUAAUCAGAGGUCAUUUAAUAUUUUCAACAUUUGGAUUCAACUACCAACAUUAAUGUGCCUCGUUAGUUUCUCACCUGUAAAGGCGUGGUACAGACUUCUACUGGCCUUCACCCAAAUAAAAAGGCCUUUCAAUAUUCAUUAAUGCUUCACCUAAUAAGCUCAAACAAAGAACACAAACAGAUUUUCUUCUUUAUCAAUCAGCUGAUUCAUAGAAGUGGAAUUAGUUGAACAUAUAUAACACACUCAUUUUGAAGGGAAGAGUGAAAAUGGGAGAUUAUAUUGUGAAGGUUGAGGAAGGAAGGGCGGCAGCCGAUGGGAAGCCGUCGAGUGGGCCCGUUUAUCGGUGCAUUUAUGCGAAGGAUGGCCUUUUGGAGAUUCCAGAUGAAUUGGAGUCGCCUUCGGAUUUUUUCAGUGACAAUUUUAUCUAUGAUGGGCAGGCAAAUGCGUACAUGUGGCAAACUUACAAACAAGUCUAUGAUGAUGCCCUUAAGAUUGGCUCUGCCAUUCGAGGCCGUGGUCUCAAUCCAGGUGAUAAGUGCGGCAUUUACGGAGCCAACUGCCCAGAAUGGAUUAUGGCAAUGCAGGCUUGUAAUAGUCACGCCAUAACUUAUGUACCUUUAUACGAUACCCUUGGACCAAAUGCAGUGGAAUUCAUAAUAAACCAUGCUGAAGUUUCCUUAGCCUUUGUUCAAGAAUGCAAGUUGCCAUCUAUACUAACAUGUCUCCCCAAGUGUACAUCAUUCCUAAAAACCAUUGUCAGCUUCGGAAAAAUAUCUGACCAACAAAAAACGGCAGCCAACGAAGUAGGAGUAGAUUGCUUUUCUUGGGAAGAAUUUUCACUGCUGGGAAAUAUGGAUUGUAACCUUCCACCUAAAAACAAGACCAUGACUUGCACGAUUAUGUAUACGAGUGGAACAACUGGUGAACCUAAAGGUGUUGUGCUAACUAAUGGUGCUUUCAUGGCACAAGUAUUGUCAAUUGAUCUACUUCUGAGAGAGAGUAACGAUGAGGCUAAAGAAGAUGAUGUGUACUUUUCAUUCCUUCCACUAGCACACAUAUUCGAUCAAGUUAUCGAGACCUAUAUGAUUUACCGGGGUUCUUCCAUUGGAUAUUGGCAAGGGGAUGUUAAGUUUUUAAUGGAGGAUCUUCUUGUGCUAAGGCCAACUGUAUUUUGUGGAGUCCCAAGAGUCUUUGAGCGAAUAUACGCAGGCAUAAUGGACAAAAUUUCGGCUGGGGGAUUACUGAAGAAGUCUUUAUUCCAGCUUGCAUAUUACUAUAAAUUAAGGAAUCUGCAAAAAGGAGUAAAGCAGGAUGAAGCAUCUCCUCUGUUUGACAAGCUGGUCUUUGAUAAGAUUAAACAAGGAUUUGGGGGACGUGUUCGUCUAAUAUUUUCUGGGGCGGCACCUUUGCCUAAGCACAUUGAAGAGUUUCUGAGAGUCGCAUGUUGCUGCAUGUUUUCACAAGGAUACGGCAAUGUGCACUCAAUGGUUGGCGCUGUUGGAAUUCCUAUGCCAACUGUGGAAGCUCGACUAGAAUCCAUUCCUGAGAUGGGAUACGAUGCUUUGUCUAGUGUCCCACGAGGUGAAAUUUGCAUUAGGGGCAACAUAUUAUUUUCUGGAUACUACAAACGCUUAGAUCUUACUCAACAACAAGUCGUCGAUGGAUGGUUUCAUACAGGCGAUGUUGGGGAGUGGCAGCCUGAUGGAGUAAUGAAGAUUAUCGACAGGAAAAAGAAUAUUUUCAAGCUGUCGCAAGGUGAAUAUGUGGCUGUUGAAAGCAUCGAGAGCGUCUACUCUCAGUGCCCGCUCGUAACAUCUGUUUGGGUGUAUGGGGACAGUUUCGAGUCGUUUCUUGUGGCUGUGGUGGUGCCGGAGAUAAAAGCACUUGAAGAUUGGGCAGCUAAUAAUCAAGAGAAAGGCGAUUUUCAGUCUUUGUGCGGCAACUCAAAGGCAAAAAAGUACAUUCUGGACGAGCUCAACAAUACUGCUAAAAAACACGGUCUUCGAGGUUUCGAGAUGUUAAGAGGGGUUCACUUAGAACCACUUCCUUUCGACAUCAGUCGAGAUCUAAUCACUCCAACAUUUAAGCUCAAGAGGCCUCAAUUAUACAAGUAUUACAAGGACCAUAUAGAUCAGCUUUACGCAGAAGCCAAGGGAACGAAACAGUAAGAUCAGCAUAAAUCAUGAGAAGAAGUCUAAAUAAAUAUGCCCUUAGAAGCUAUUCGAGCAUUUUAAUAUGUGCUUUGUCAUCUGUCCCAAUUCACGUAUGUGUAAAAGUACCUUCAGUUAUUUUAAAGUUUUUAAUUAAUAUAUGCUUUUUCCUCUGUCCCAAUUCACAUAUGUGUAAAAGUACCUUCAGUUAUUUUAAAUUCUAUUAUCCUACUUUCCUUCAGCUG
Molecule: messenger RNA, 2572 nt
Organism: Striga asiatica
Lineage: Eukaryota; Viridiplantae; Streptophyta; Magnoliopsida; Lamiales; Orobanchaceae
Source: the annotation of a GenBank genome assembly